Klebsormidium nitens is the source of this 1093-nucleotide messenger RNA. The record is from the annotation of a GenBank genome assembly. Lineage: Eukaryota; Viridiplantae; Streptophyta; Klebsormidiophyceae; Klebsormidiales; Klebsormidiaceae.
CGGUAGUGCUCAGUGUGUCCUAGGCUGUAGCCUCGUGUUCAGCGAGCGCAGAAGUCAGCGACAGGUGAAAUUAUAAGGGUCCUCCAAGGGGCUCGUCUCAAUCAUCAAUCUCCAUGCAUGGGUCUCCUGAAGACGUGAAGGCAGCGCUAUACAAGCAGCGAAGCCUUGAAGAACCCUUUUGAAGCUUAGAGUCGGGACAAAUACUUGCUUUUUAUCCAUGGGUUAGCUGUGGCGCCUGCAAGUUUUGGACGGCGUGAGUUUCAUGCGGCAGCGGCCCAUGUCCUCUGAGAUUGCAAUCUCGCCCCAAGAGAGGGAAUGCUGCUAUGGACCCCAGCGGUAACCUAGACUACCUGGACACACAAGAGCAGGAGGAGAUCAUUGCGUCACUGGAGAGGAGUAAUGCUGUUCAAAACCGCGUGUGGCGGGGGGUGUUCAGCCUCCUGGGUGCUGGGCUGGCGCUCUUCUUCUUGCGCUCUGCCGCACUGCAAGCGCGCGCGCCGUGGGAAAGGCAGUACCAUGCCCACUUCGCAGGAGUCUUGUCGCAGGGGACCACCGUGGUCGCAGACGUAUCCACUGCUGGGGCCAUUCUGUGUGGCGGCCUAGUGCUGCAUGCUGGCAGUCGGGCCGUCCUGCACCGCGCGCUCGUGGCUGCCACCCUGCUGCUCAGCCUGGCCACCGCGGCCUUCUGGCUGGGGGCCCUGCGGACUGUGGGAAGCUGGCGCAACUUCUGGCUGACGAUGUCCCCACUGUUCGGAAUUCUUUGCUUGUAUGUAGACCACUCACUCCAAAGCACAACAUUACAGAUCAAUAGGUUGCGAGCCUCCAAGUAUCGCUUCAAGAAAGCAUGAUAGACACUUGACUUUGUGCAGCGCCAAAUUGCAACCAGAAAGUCAUGUUAGAUUCAAUGAUUUGUAACUUUGCGUAGCUUUACCUAUCACAACAUUUGAUAAUAGAUGGUGGUGCAAGCAAUGGAGCCCGGCCUAGCUGUCUUCAACAGGCUCAGGCUGCUCUCACAACUGUCGUGAGCCCAAAGACUUUUCACGAGACUUUGAACAAACUACAUUGUUGCGUGAAUAUCAUUGCGAAGCGCGCC